AUGCGACCCUCUAUCGCUUCCGUCGCCGCCCGCGACGUCUCUCGGCUUUGUGUCCGAUGUCGUCUCCGAGUUCGCCGAGCAUCCUCCCUCGCCGCCCUGUCUCCUACGACGCGCCCUUCCGCCGUCGCGAUCCCCGCCGGCAUCAGCACCUCCGCUGCUGGGCGUCUAGCUGCCGUUCGGGUCUCGUCAUCACCGUCGCCGUCCGCGGCCCUCCUCCAGGCCCGCCGCGCCGCCGGCACCUCCGCGCCCGCCGAGUCUUCCCCGUCGCCGGCACCGCCGCCUCAGACGCAUUAUGACCUCUUCCCCGAGACGCUCCCUGACGGACCCCCGCCCACAGGCCACUUCCCCAUAGACACUCGAGCCCUCCGCCGCGAGUUCCUCCGCCUCCAGGCUCGCGCCCAUCCAGACAUGCACCCGGCCGAGAACAAGGUGCGCGCCGAGGCGAUAUCGGCCCGCAUCAACGACGCCUACAAGACUCUCACCAACCCGCUCCUGCGCGCGCAGUAUUUGCUCGGCCUUCGCGGCGUCGAUGUGGCCAACGACGAAGCGCUCAAGGUCGAGGAGCCCGAUCUGCUGAUGGUAGUCCUCGAGGCACAUGAGGAGAUUGUCGAGGCCGAGUCGGAAGAGGACCUGGAUACCCCCCGGGGAGAGAAUGAUGCUCGCAUCGCGGCCAGCGAGCAGGCCCUAGAGUAUGCCUUCCAGCAUGAUGACGUUGACGCUGCCAAGCACGAGGCCGUUCGCUUGCGAUACUGGGUCAACAUCAAGGAGAGUCUCGACAACUGGGAGAAGGGCAAGGACGUUGUGUUGGGACAUUAG
Messenger RNA from Ilyonectria robusta, 816 nucleotides. RefSeq lists its product as uncharacterized. Gene Ontology annotation, biological process: [2Fe-2S] cluster assembly; protein complex oligomerization. Gene Ontology annotation, cellular component: mitochondrion. Gene Ontology annotation, molecular function: protein-folding chaperone binding; ATPase activator activity. The record is from RefSeq and is a predicted model, not a curated record. Bases 1 to 816 code for a protein of 271 amino acids. NCBI's taxonomy places the organism in Eukaryota, Fungi, Ascomycota, Sordariomycetes, Hypocreales, Nectriaceae. The transcript has a single exon.